UCCGAGUUUAUGAUACUGAAAUUCGGAGGCUUUGCUUGAGUGAUUGCCUUAAUCAAGAUACAUGUCCAAUCAGAUGCCUGCCCCCUUCCUUAUGGCUUAUCAGAAGAUGGUUCACUGCGGGGAGUUACUGCAGCCUCCCGUAGGUGUACUAUUAAAUACCGCCGGAUGAUCUGCCCAAGAAUUCACGAUAGUCCCUAUUCCAUUUCUCUAAGAUAAUUUAUCUACUACUCCAAAGAUGGCCUCACCACUUCCACAACACACCCCCGAAGAGCAAUUACUAACCAAGCUUGAUGUCGAUAUCACACGGCAUCAAUUGACCGGCAAUUUCUCUUGUGGUGGGCGACUUCCCGUCGCACAUCAUGAACAGCAUAAGUAUGGAAAUUUUACAAGUGCGAAGCGCCCAUUUAAAUGCCCCGGUGUUAUUGUCUCUUGGACGGCAGGUAACGUGCCUAAGUGUAUGGAGAUCGGUACCAGCGUCAAUAUAGAUCAGGAAAAAGCUGGUUUGAAUGAAUUGGUUCAGGAUUGUUACCCCGCAACCUUCGGCCAUGAAAGCGAGAAUGUCUUCGACGAGAAUGUACGCAAGGCUGGUACUAUCAAUUCUUUCUUGACGAACUUCGAUCCGUAUAGUUUCGGUGUCAUAGACACUAUCGGGAAAGAACUCCUUCCUGGCAUCACAAGAGCCGGGAAGCAGACAGCCAUAGAAAGAUGGGGGAUCGUUGCUGAGCCCUAUCACUUGAAUGUAUAUUCCGCACCUUCGGGUAUGUUCAAGGCACAUGUUGAUACGCCUCGUGGCCGGACUCAUUUCGGUUCGCUAGUAGUUAUCUUACCGACCAAGUUCUCAGGUGGUCAGUUACGAGUUAGCCAUAACGAAAGGGAAGAGAUCUAUAGUGGAAGUAGUCUCUAUCCGUCAUAUGAUAUCCAUUGGGCAGCGUUCUACAGCGAUUGCGAACACGAGGUUCUACCCGUUACGGACGGACAUCGUGUUACACUAACAUACCACCUCUAUGUAUAUGAACAAAUUGGGGGCCUUAUACAGCCACAAAUACAACCUCUAGAUUCGAAAUACUCCUCUCUAUACCAGGGCGCCGUGGCUUUACUCGAAUCGCCUGCCUUCAUGAAGAGUGGCGGGAUCCUUGGUUUUCAUUGCGCCUAUCAAUAUCCGGAAACAUUUGAAGGCACACAUUAUUACGAACGCUACCCACUCACUCUAAAAGGUAUCGACUUUAUUGUCUUUACUAUUUUCCGAUCCCUCGGACUUACCGUACAUAUCAAACCCCGCGAGUCUGGAAUGAUUGGUGGGGCCCUAUCUUCUGAGCCUCCGCCCGAGAAUCUCGAUCGCGGUUAUUACAUUGGCGACGAAAUUUUCAAUUAUGUUCAGUGGCUUAAUAACCAUCCCAAAGCGGCCCCAGCCGGCGAAGGGCACCUUGCUCAACCUAAACCAUUCUCUUGGAUAGGAAACGAAAUCGAAAUUGAUUGGGAUUACGCAUUCCGCGCUCUAUUAGUAGUGAUACCAUCCUUUCCGGACCGACUUUCAAGAUUUUCGCGAACUCAAUAAAUUGUCUACCUAGGUAGCUACCAAGACGAAUACAAGGAGCUGAUGGAUCCUUUCCCUCUAGA
Molecule: messenger RNA, 1617 nt
Organism: Hypoxylon trugodes
Lineage: Eukaryota; Fungi; Ascomycota; Sordariomycetes; Xylariales; Hypoxylaceae
Exons: 2
Coding region: 236-1555 (439 amino acids)
Source: RefSeq, a predicted model, not a curated record